UCGUUAAAAUUCUUUAAAAAAGAAAAUAAAAGAAAAAAGCAGGUGAUGUUAAAUAACGGUUAAUCAAUGUAUAAUUGCAGUCAAUUAUUGUUAAUUAUAUUUGCUAAUUACACGGAGGUUGUUAGUCCCAUAACUUCCACCAUAACUUCCACUCUCCAUUAUCUCUCUCUGUCACCCACACAAAACACAGAGAGCUAAACAUCCUAUUUUUGUUAAGGUUUAUUUCUACACACAUUCAAUUCAUUGUCUCUCUCUUUUAACUCACAAGUCACAACAACUUCAAUUUUCCCUCCAUAUUCUCAACUAUAUUAUCUCUUACGGUUUCGAUUCUUGGCAGAUUAAUAGUAUCCAAUUCCAAUUAAUGGCGUUGAGCUACUACAACUCCAACUGGGACUCCUUUGCGCUGGCGGAAUUAGGUGUUGAUCUCUUCAACCCCGACGACUACUUGGUGGACCCCAUCGACGCCUUCUGCAAUUCUCUCCUCUCCGACGACUUACCUUUCGCCGAUGAUGGAAUUCCCUUCGACUUCGAUCAUCUCAACUCCAACUACUUCCAAUAUAACAAUGAGCCCUUUCCCCAUUUCCCCAAACGCUGCGAUUCCCACCCAUUCUACCAAGAUUACUCCAUCCCGGAAUUUGUGCUUCCUCCGCCGCCACCGCUGCCAGCGUUUCCGGCGCCGGGCUUCAUCAUGGGGAGCUGCGAGGGCGUGAGGAUGAAAGAGGAGAGCUCGUCAGCGCAGAGCGUCGCCGCGAGGCAGAGGCGGCGGAGGAUCACGGCGAAGACUCAGGAGCUCGGGAAGCUGCUUCCCGGCGGCCAGAAGAUGAACACGGCGGAGAUGCUGCAUUCCGCCUACAAAUACAUCAAAUUCUUGCAAGCCCAAGUUGGACUACUCGAAUUCCUCAAGGUCAACGAAGAGGAAGCAUCAGUUGAAGGUGAACAAGUGUUCCAGAAUCUUCUAGAAUCUCCAUUGAUUCAAGAGAAGCUCUACUCCACCGAGCAUUGCCUGAUUCCUCAGAAGCUGGUGGAAAAUUAUCCAAUCAUUGAUUUUAGCAAGCAAGCAAGCGGUUAUGAUUAACCGUUUCAUUUUUAAAUUUGUUUUAGUUUAGGCUAAUCUUGAUUAAUGUUUUUAUUGUUUUAAGGCAACCUCUUCUUGCCUGCCUUAUGUUUAGUUCAUUACAAAUUGGAGUUGGGAGUUGGGUUAAUUAGGCUCUUUAUUUCAGGAAAAAAUGCUGUAUUUUUUCUUACGGUAAGUUCUCCUGAUCCUAACCUUAUUGACAAAUAAUGAGCAUUGAUUUAUUUGAUUAUUGAGUAA
This is a messenger RNA of Salvia splendens (bonfire salvia), 1312 nucleotides long. RefSeq names its product transcription factor bHLH53. Lineage: Eukaryota; Viridiplantae; Streptophyta; Magnoliopsida; Lamiales; Lamiaceae. Gene Ontology annotation, biological process: regulation of DNA-templated transcription. The coding region runs from base 362 to 1075 and encodes 237 amino acids. Gene Ontology annotation, molecular function: protein dimerization activity; DNA-binding transcription factor activity. The record is from RefSeq and is a predicted model, not a curated record. The transcript has 2 exons.